AUGUUCCCUUGGAAUCACGUUCCGAAUAUUCUCCCCCUUUCUAAGGAUUCUCCAUCAACAGCUAGCUCACGUACUUUCCCAUCUCGAAUCUCAUCAUUGCGCCGCCCUUCCAACCCAGCGGAAAACCGUAAAACGAUAGCCUCGGUCCCUCUUCCGGACCGUGUAUCCAAAUGGUUCUUCCAAGAGAAGGGCUAUCCUCCUCCACCAGUCUCCCUCGCGGGUGAAAAUGGGUUUGAAUGGGAACGAACUCGCACUCUCAGCGGUACUACGGUCGGAUCUACUGUUACCACGAUCACCGGUGGUGCUGAACACCGACAUACCAAUGCUUCAGUCUCCAGUACCUUCACCAAUCCUUUUGCGCCUGGGGUGUCGAUGCACAGUCCAUCAAUCAGCAUCGACAAAAGUAUCGAAUCCGGUGCUUACCGCCCGGCAGUCUAUGAAAAUCGACCUAAGAGUCAUGCUCUCUCGUCACACCCAGUUGACCAAUCUCGACUCAAUGAAUCGACCAUCGGCUUGGCUUUCUAG
This is a messenger RNA of Penicillium chermesinum, 525 nucleotides long. RefSeq lists its product as uncharacterized. NCBI's taxonomy places the organism in Eukaryota, Fungi, Ascomycota, Eurotiomycetes, Eurotiales, Aspergillaceae. The record is from RefSeq and is a predicted model, not a curated record. Bases 1 to 525 code for a protein of 174 amino acids. The transcript has a single exon.